ACAAUAUACGGUAGUAUUUUAUUAUGUUUACCGCAAGUAAUAAAUUCGCCAGAAAAUAAAUCCAAAAUAUUUAUUCCAAUACCCGUUCUAUAUUUGCCCAGGCAAGUAACGGUCGAGCAAAUAUUGGGAAGAUUAGAUUAUUGUAGUAUCUGAAGGUGCUAGUUGACAACAAUUAGCACUAUUCAUAGGUAAACCGCGGAUAGAUCCUCCGAGGAAUUUUCUACGCGUUUCGCGAUCGAUGAACAAUUGUUUUGUCUAAUUAUAAUCGGGUUGAACUGCUAAGAACAUAAACAUUCGGUAAGAUCUCGGAUUCCACCCAAAAUAUUCGCUGUUGUGACGUUUUCUCUAAAUGUUUGGAUUGGCUGAUGUGCAGCAGACUUUUAAUUCAAAAUAAAUUGGCCCCAUACAAUUCUUGUUGGUACCUAGCGGGUGUAAUUCGGCAGUUGAAUAGUGCAUGCGAAGUGCUCAUGUGAAAUGUGUAUUGUUCUGAGGAUCGUCAGUUUUCUCCUGCUGAUUCACUUGCCGCAACAUCACUCAAUUCCUGCUGAAACUGAAUCUCUGGACUCUGUAACUCUGUUACCAAGAACGAAGAGAUACAGAAUAAAAUCUGGCUCAUCAAUUUCUUUGAGUUGUAAUAAAGCCAAAAGCGAUGUCACUUGGCAAUUCAAGUCCUGUGGGAUGAAUUAUAAAGGCAUGAACUGCGAAACCGCUGGGGAAGGAGAUUUAAACACAAAUCAAGGUAUCCCUUGGAAAUUGCUCCAUCACUACAAUGGAAAUAGGAUGCUUAAAAUUGAAAAUACAAGUCUGGAUGAUGUUGGAAUUUAUAGGUGUAUAUCGGGAAAUAUAAUACGCAAAAUUUUCAUUUUAGAAAUAGAUGCAGUGACUUUCGAAUGGCCCCCACCAAGAGUGAUGUCGGUGAUACCGAAUCAAAAAGUGGUCCGCCUCAACGGUCAUCUAACCAUAAACUGCAGUGUUUCCAGUAGGACACCACCGAAAAUUUUGUGGUUCAAAGUGUGCUGGACAAAUUUGUGCGAACUAGAUUUUGCCGCUUAUGAAAUAGAAAUCGAGGGGAACUUCAACUGUCUGUGUCUCAUUAACAAUACAAGUGAUAGCACUUACAAUUGGGAAAAUUUAUAUGUUAGUAAAUUGCAUAUUUUCAACACCCACGUGUGGGAUGGGGGUACCUAUGUAUGUUCUGCCCUUUCAUCUGAUGGAAAGGAUCAUAAAAAUGUUACUAUAAUUGUUGAUUUUCAGAGGCAACACAGUUAUAAUUUCGAAUCUUACACGUGUUUAUUGUUGAUUCCGUUAAUUUUCAUACUAUUAUACAUAGUUUCAUACGUUUUCUGUGUCAGUAAGAGACGAAAACGCGAUAGUCCCGAACAAUUGCAAUAUUUAAAAUGUACCAGCAUGUGAUAAGUUGAAUAAAAAACAAUAAUUAUUAAAAAAUUACAGGUGUAA
This is a messenger RNA of Coccinella septempunctata (seven-spotted ladybird), 1458 nucleotides long. RefSeq lists its product as uncharacterized. Lineage: Eukaryota; Metazoa; Arthropoda; Insecta; Coleoptera; Coccinellidae. The transcript is spliced from 4 exons. The coding region runs from base 475 to 1413 and encodes 312 amino acids. The record is from RefSeq and is a predicted model, not a curated record.